AUGAAAUCGUUUUUCGAGCGAAGCGUGUUUCUUUCUUUCGAGACAUCUGAUAUUUACCACCGACAAUUUUCAUUACCAUUACCAGAAAACUUUGAAAUGAAAUUUCAUGAAAACCAAUCUACAACUGUGGAAAAUCUAGGAAGCCAUCAAAGAUAUUUUACAAAUUUAAUAGCUUUAGGGGUUUUCCGGGAAUAUUAUGGAAAUGACCAGAGCAAUUUUAUUUCUUUUAAAACAUACAAACGUAAAUGA
Clunio marinus is the source of this 249-nucleotide messenger RNA. NCBI's taxonomy places the organism in Eukaryota, Metazoa, Arthropoda, Insecta, Diptera, Chironomidae. The record is from the annotation of a GenBank genome assembly.